AUGACAAACGCUUCAAACGAACCACUCCUCAGGAAAACAUUUUUAGGUAAAGAAGAACAAGAAAAAAUAGAACAAUUUCUUAACAAAGACGUCAACAUUGAAGACGAAAACGAGUCUGAUUUCGAGGAAGCGACGGAGGCUGUCAAGAAGAGGAGGGAACUCAAAAAGAAAGCGGACGAAAAAAAGAAAAAUUUUACAUCUGCGGCUCCUGUGAAAAAUUGUGUUAAAACGAAUAAUCCCGAGGCCAUGUGUAAAAAAUGA
Entamoeba invadens IP1 is the source of this 261-nucleotide messenger RNA. RefSeq lists its product as hypothetical. Bases 1 to 261 code for a protein of 86 amino acids. NCBI's taxonomy places the organism in Eukaryota, Evosea, Mastigamoebida, Endamoebidae. The transcript has 2 exons. The record is from RefSeq and is a predicted model, not a curated record.